This is a messenger RNA of Abrus precatorius (Indian licorice), 2182 nucleotides long. Its product is annotated as putative 3,4-dihydroxy-2-butanone kinase. Gene Ontology annotation, molecular function: ATP binding; glycerone kinase activity. Gene Ontology annotation, biological process: glycerol catabolic process. The transcript has 20 exons. Gene Ontology annotation, cellular component: cytosol. The coding region runs from base 146 to 1924 and encodes 592 amino acids. The record is from RefSeq and is a predicted model, not a curated record. NCBI's taxonomy places the organism in Eukaryota, Viridiplantae, Streptophyta, Magnoliopsida, Fabales, Fabaceae.
AACAAGGCAACAACAAAAACUCUUCUUCCUUCUCACUCUCUCUUUCUCUCUCUUUUCUUACCACUGUUUCAUGCAAAACCAUUUCUAGGGUUUUCAGUUUUCGCCAUUCGCUCUUUCAAUUCUCGUGCUCCAACACCUCCUCGCCAUGGCAUUUCCGACUAAGAAGCUCAUCAACGACCCCAAUGAUGUUGUGACGGAAUACAUUGAAGGUCUUGUGGAGACGUAUCCUGGACUACAGUAUUUAGAUGGAUUUCCUCUGGUGAAGGUUGUGUUACGUGCUGAUGUCUCAUGUGCAACAUAUGACAAAGUUGCAGUGAUAUCAGGGGGAGGAAGUGGUCAUGAGCCUGCACAUGCUGGAUUUGUGGGAGAAGGAAUGCUGACAGCAGCCAUAUGUGGAGAUAUCUUUGCCUCUCCACCUGUUGAUUCAAUUCUAGCUGGGAUACGAGCUGUAACUGGUCCUGAGGGAUGUCUCCUAAUUGUAAAGAACUAUACUGGUGAUCGUUUGAACUUCGGUUUGGCUGCUGAGCAAGCAAAAUCUGAGGGUUAUAAAGUAGAGACUGUUAUUGUUGGGGAUGAUUGUGCACUACCUCCACCUCGAGGGAUUGCUGGAAGAAGAGGAUUAGCAGGGACUGUUCUGGUUCACAAGGUUGCGGGAGCUGCUGCUGCUGGUGGUCUUUCUCUCGCUGAUGUUGCUGCAGAAGCUAAACAUGCAUCUGAAAUGGUGGGGACAAUGGGUGUUGCUUUGACUGUUUGCACACUUCCUGGUCAGGUUACAUCAGAUCGAUUGGGACCAGGAAAGAUGGAGCUGGGUCUUGGAAUUCAUGGAGAACCUGGUGCAGCAGUGGCCGAUCUUCAGCCUGUAGAUGUGCUGGUUUCUCAUGUUCUGCAGCAAAUAUUGUCCACAGAAACAAACUAUGUUCCAAUAACUCGAGGCGAAAGAGUGGUCCUAAUGGUCAAUGGGUUAGGUGGCACUCCUAUAAUGGAACUAAUGAUUGCAGCUGGAAAAGCAGUUCCAAAAUUACAGCUAGAGCAUGGACUGGCUGUUGAUAGAGUUUAUACAGGGUCAUUUAUGACUUCUCUUGAUAUGGCAGGUUUCUCAAUUUCUAUCAUGAAGGCUGAUCCAUUAGUACUUCAACGAUUAGACGCUGUGACUAAAGCUCCUUAUUGGCCUGUUGCAGCUGAUGGUAAUCACCCACCAGCUAAGAUUCCUGUUCCAAUUCCACCAUCUCGAUCAACAAAGAGUGAUGAGCAACGAAGUCGGCCACUGCAACUAAAUGAGCAAGGCAAAAUUCUUGAGGUAGCCAUUGAAGCUGCCGCAAAUGCAAUUAUAGAUCUCAAGGACAAGCUGAAUGAAUGGGAUGGUAAAGUUGGUGAUGGUGACUGUGGAUCAACUAUGUAUAGAGGUGCAAAAGCAAUUCUUGAGGACAUCAAAAAUUACCCUCUAAAUGAUGCUGCAGAAACUCUAAGUGAAAUUGGAUCAUCAAUUGGAAGAGCUAUGGGAGGAACAAGUGGGAUCAUAUAUACAAUUUUUUUUAAGGCGGCUUAUUCACACCUGAAAGAAAGCUCCCAUUCUGGUGUCACAUCAAAACAAUGGGCUGAAGCACUUGCAGCUUCCAUUGCUGCUGUGAGUAAAUAUGGGGGAGCUAGUGCUGGUUAUAGAACAUUGUUAGAUGCCCUUAUUCCAGCAUGUUCAGUUCUUGAAGAGAAAUUAAAUUCUGGAUGUGAUCCUUGCACCGCUUUUAUUCUCUCCUCUGAAGCUGCAUUAGCUGGAGCUGAGUCAACCAUAAACAUGCAAGCACAGGCUGGACGUUCAACUUAUGUGUCUGGCGAGAUUCUUUCGACAGUUCCUGAUCCUGGUGCCAUGGCUGCAGCGACAUGGUACCAAGCUGCGGCCUUAGCUGUCGAGGCUAAACACAAGAGUUAAGCCACAUACAUGUAGCUCUUCAUGCGGAUGUCCUGUUUGUGCGGAUAUAGCCAAGUUUUGUUCCGAAAUUUGUACUCCUGUAACCAUUAGGCUCUCCGCUUAUGUCUUUUCUGCAUAAAGCUGAGAGAGCAAUUGCCAGUCACUUUUAUAUACGCCGAACUUUAAAGUGGAUGUAAAUUUGAAACCCGAUUACUACAGUGGACAAUAAUAUCCAUCUCAAUUUAAGCUUAUGAUUGUGAUUUUCGUGGUUGGUUUGUU